CCAAGCCAUAUGCAUGUCAUCCCCAACUCUCUCUCACACACACACAUACUCUCUCUCUCUCUCUCUCAUCAAGUUUUAGCCAUUUCAGUGUGCGAAAAGGAAAAAAAAAAAAUGAAGGCAUCAUACAUUGCACUGUGUGUUGUGCUAGUGGUGCUCUUGGCUGAGGCACGGCUCUCAGUUGCUGUGACAUGCAGCCCUACAGAGCUGAGCCCUUGCGUGGGCGCAAUCACGUCGUCAUCUCCACCAUCAAAGCUGUGCUGCACCAAGCUGAAGCAACAAAAGCCUUGCCUCUGCCAGUACCUCAAGAACCCAAAUCUCAAGAAGUUUGUCAACUCCCCUAAUGCCAAGAAGGUUUCUAGCACUUGUGGGGUUCCUGCCCCAAAGUGUUAGGUGCCUAAGCCCUUAACCUUAAGGGCACACUCUCACUCUGUCAUGCUUCUUAAUCGCUACAUAUAUAUUCUAAUGGGUAGAGAGAGCUAAGAUCAGUCUGUUUAUCAUGUAUCUGGUGUGAUCUCCAUAUUAUACUGGCUCGGUACGGGCACUAGUUAUUAUGAAAAUAAUGUCACUCUUUUCUUAUCUGUGUUCCUUUUCUUGCUACAAUAGUUAUCUAAUUGGUGUGGUCUACUCUGUACUGGUUGUUGACAUGUAGUAAUGGGCACUAGUCUUGUCUUGUAAUGGAGAUAAUAAUUUGGGGCA
Cornus florida is the source of this 696-nucleotide messenger RNA. RefSeq names its product non-specific lipid-transfer protein 2-like. Gene Ontology annotation, biological process: lipid transport. Bases 10 to 390 code for a protein of 126 amino acids. Lineage: Eukaryota; Viridiplantae; Streptophyta; Magnoliopsida; Cornales; Cornaceae. The record is from RefSeq and is a predicted model, not a curated record. The transcript has a single exon.